This is a messenger RNA of Corythoichthys intestinalis (scribbled pipefish), 2273 nucleotides long. RefSeq names its product chloride intracellular channel 3 (gene clic3). The coding region runs from base 122 to 853 and encodes 243 amino acids. The transcript has 7 exons. The record is from RefSeq and is a predicted model, not a curated record. NCBI's taxonomy places the organism in Eukaryota, Metazoa, Chordata, Actinopteri, Syngnathiformes, Syngnathidae.
AUACCACCCGCAACAGCCAGAAAAAAGUGGACAGCAGAGAGAGGUGCAAAAUUGCAUUGAAAAGCAUUUGGGAAAACAAUAACAGGAACCCUAGACGAGUGUGACCUCUACUAGGGAGCAUAUGGCCCAAGAAGAAAAACCUACUCUUGAACUCUUUGUCAAGGCCAGCAGUGAUGCUGAAGGUGUGGGUAACUGUCCUUUCUCUCAGAGACUCUUCAUGAUUCUCUGGUUAAAAGGAGCUAAGUUUAUAGUCAGCACUGUAGACACAAAGAGACCACAGUGUAAGCUAAAGGACCUGGCUCCAGGUUCUCAACCUCCAUUCCUGAGGGUUAAUGAUGACAUCAAAACUGACGUUAACAAGAUUGAGGAGUUCCUGGAAGACACAUUAGCGCCACCCGAAUACCCCAAAUUGUGCUGUCGAUACAAGGAGUCCCUGUCUGUUGGAGAAGAUAUCUUUCGCAAUUUCUCAUCAUAUAUAAAGAAUGACAAGCCCGGAUUAAAUCCAAGGUUAGAGAAGAAAUUCCUGGCAACAUUGGUGAAACUCAAUAUUUACCUUGAGACGCCACUUCCUUAUGAAUUGGACAAGAGCCCGAACGCCACAGAGUCUUCACGUCUCUACCUCGAUGGAGACUCUCUCACUUUAGCCGACUGUAACCUGCUUCCCAAACUCAACAUUGUCAAGGUGGUGUGCAAGAAGUAUCGUGAUUUUGGAAUUCCUGCAUAUCUGAAAGGCCUCAAACGUUAUCUGGACAACGCCUACAAACAGGAUCCGUUUCGUUGUACUUGUCCAAAUGAUACAGAGAUCAAUAAUGCAUAUGAAUCCGUAGCCAAGUACCUCAAGGAAGAGAUUUAAUGAACAAAGAGUUAUUCAUGGUGCUUUUACAGUAUAGUAACCCUGGAUAUUCUUUUAAAAACAAAUAUGAAAAGGUAGCAUUGCAACAGAUGUGAGGUGAUCAACAUUUGACAUGGCUUUGGAAUUUUUGAUUACUCACUUCAUGAAAUUGGAGCUGAUUUUUAAAAUUGCUGCCCCAAACUGUCGUUCAGCAAUAGUUUGAAAAGCUUUAUGUUCAUACUACUGCACAAUUUACAUUUUUCAUAGCACGUUUCUCAAAACAGAAUCCUCUUACUACCACCGUUGAUCAAAAAUAAUGAACUAUUUUUACCAUGAAUUCAUGCAAAGUUAGGUGAAGUCCAUCAGCCUUGGAUCAAGAAAACAUUUAAAUCUAUACAACGUUCCUUUGCAGCCAGCCGAAUAGCCGUUUUCUUAUGUGGUGUAUUUGCAGGGUUUCUCGCUGCAUGGUUUUGCAAGUUUUGAGAAACGUACCAUUGACAGUGUAAAUUGUAUUACAUGUUAAAGCAGUGUGAUGGCUAUAAAACUUGGGCUAAAUUGCAGACAAGGACAGAAAACUGAAGGAUAUGGUCACAAUAUCGCAAGUUAUCAACAACUGAUAGCCUCACAUCUGUCUGAGCAAUACAUAAAAUAGAAGGAAGUUUGUCUUUGACAGCUGCCACAUUGUUCGAUUAAGAUUAAAAUUGUCAAUUUAACUCCACGCAUUUAAUUUUAACCCCUUGAUGCCAAAAUUUAAAAUACAGAAUUUUAAAUCUUCCACAUGGGGUUUUUCCUUUCAAAUAAAUGCUGAAUCAAGUUGAGAAUGUUAAUAAAGACACACAAUAAUAAUAAAAUGGAAUAAUCAAUAAAAAUAGAAAUGAAAGUAAAAUACAUUUAAUUUAUGUACGACGCAAAUUAGGAACAACAGGCAUCGAUAGUGAAAAGCACUGAGGCUUGUUUGAUCUGGAAUGUAAUUCGCGAGUCGCGACAAUAGGCAUCAAAGUUUUAAAUGUCUUAUGUACACACUACAGUAAUUGUGUCAUAUUGUGUUAUGGCUGUGGACCUCCUGCACAAAAGAAAAUGGAAGCACCGACAUUCCUUUAGCGACAAAAUUUACAUGUGCGCACCCACAUAUUACUAUUUGAAAAUGUAUCUACUGUAUGUAUUAGACAUUUACUUUAUGUAAACUGCAAUUAUUGCAUUCAUAUACAUAAAUCUUAAAACUUAAUAUACUGAUAUUUCAUUGAAACAUUGUUUUUUAUUUUAUUUACAGCAUAUUUUCCUUGGAAUUUUUGCACAUAGCCUUCUGGACAAAAAGCAAUACCUCUUAUAUAAAGUACAUAGCUUUUAGCAGUAAUUGCAUUCUUAAUUAAUGUUAUAUGUAUUCUAUUGUCUUCAUGUCUCCCCAGUCUGUAUCCUAUAUAAACUAUAAAUAAAGAGCAGA